Molecule: messenger RNA, 10215 nt
Organism: Paramuricea clavata
Lineage: Eukaryota; Metazoa; Cnidaria; Anthozoa; Malacalcyonacea; Plexauridae
Source: the annotation of a GenBank genome assembly
GUCUACUAAAUUCAUUGUUGAAAUGUGUGCGAAAACAACAUGUUGUUCUCAAGUCGUCUGGUAUGAACACGACUGAAAUGAACGAAAAUUACGAAAACAUUGUUAGUAUUGUUGAAGAUAACCGCGAGGUAGCCUGGGCCGACCAGACUAUGACGUCAACUGAUAAGGAAGUUGAACCUCUUGAUGUCAUAAAGAAUGCUGAGAAUAAUUUAUCAGCAACGAAGACCACCAUAGGUAAUCAUGCUCUUUGUUAUCGAUUGGUCAUGACAAAUUUCGUAUUUGUUUAAAUGACUGGGUAGGCUGGCUGGCCACGCAAAGCACGAUGAAAACACGACUUUAGGAGUACUUCAAAGGAAAUUCCUUUUGAAAAAAUGUCCUAUCCGACGUUUUCUCUAUGGGGGAGGAGAAAUCAAAACUCAAAAAACCAAAUAUUUAUCAGAUUUAUACAAAGUAAAUUUUCAGACCUAACUAACUGCAGGAAAUGAACCUGCGAUUCUGGUGCAGUGCUCUAACCAACUGAGCUACUACAGAGUACAGUUGUCGAGGUUUAAUCGCAAGUUUAUGUGAUUAUAUUAAGGUGCUGCCAAUGUGAGGUAUAUGGGUAAAUAUGAGGAUUGUGGACACUCACUCGAUAAAGCGUGUUGAACUUUGAAAUGAUUUUGUAAAUGGAAAUUUCGACUGUAAAUUUAUACAUUUUAGACAUGACCAGGAGCAGAUGCGGAAAAUGCGAGCAUAACCAUAGGCCCUCUGACAGGAAUCUGCAAGUCCGGUGCAGUGCUCUAACCAACUGAGCUACAGAUUCCUUUUCAGUUGUAUUUUUCGCAGCUGCUCCUCGUAAGGUGUAAAAAUGUAUAAAAUGUACACUUGAAAUGUAGUUCUAUCAAGUGAGAUUCCCAAACUCUUGACAGGUAUGCAACGAAUAAAGUUCUUAAAAAAGUGCAUUAUACAGAGCGUUCGCUUUCAAAUUUUAAUUUCUCUUACAGCGACGCCGAGUAGAACUCCAUUGAGGCCCAAAAUUACCAGCUAUGACAUUAAUUUGACACCAAGAAGAGUCAGCACUAAGUCUCCGACAUUGACACUGAGUUCAGCAUUACCAGCUCCAGUAGAGAGCAAAAUCUCGCCUGCCAAAAUUGCUCCUGAAACUUACAAUAUUGGCCCAGAUCGAGCUGUUAAACACGCUAAGUCACCCUGUUCUGUCAGACAGAAUCUACUGAAUGCAUUGACUCAAGAUGCACUAUCAAAUACGGUUUCUAGUGAUAUUACGUCGACGAAUUUUGAAUUUAAAGUUCCUUCAGCAACACCCUCUUAUGGAUUGACAAGUGCGAGCCAUAAACCGACAGUGGAAACUACAUCCAACGUACAAAAUGAUUCUUCGUUUGUGGUAAGAUUAUUUUAAUAUAAUAUAAUGUUAGGCCCGGUUUAGACGGCGAACUUUUCAUGCGCCGAAUCUAAUGCAAGGAUUAAGUGCGACGUUGGAGCGGCGUCUAUUAAAUCAAUUAAGUUCGGCAGGUUUUGAUUAAGUUCGACACGACUCGAAGAUGCGACAGGACAAGUCGUAUAUGCGACACAGGUUCGACAUUGAUUUAGACGCCGUGCUUUUCAUGCGCCGAACCUAAUGCAUAAUUAUUUUUUAACAUCAUAAUAUGAUUAUCAUAUAUUUGCAUUGUAAAUAUUUCCAAUAUAAUGUCUUCGCAAUUUGGUACGGUGCAAUUAAGUUCGACGUCUAAAUCAGUUUCCGAUAUUUUGCCGUAUCUACGACAAUUAGAUUCGGCGCAUGAGAAGUUCGCCAUCUAAACCGGGCCUUAAAUACAGUAUAAGACAUAGACUAAAUUUAGUUCAUAACGAUUAAAAAGAUUACACUGUACAUCGCAGUGACUACUUGUCUUGUGAUUGGCCAAUAGCUUACAGCUACUGUGAAUAUGGAAAUCACGCAACUUACAAAUAACACAGUUACAGUAUUUCCCAGCAGAUAACUAAGUUAUGUAUAAGUUGAGCCCGCGGUAUAUAUUAAUUAAAUAGCAAGCGGCAGUUUUAAAUACACGAAUAAAAACAUGAGAAAACAACAUGAACGAACGGUAUUUUCGUGGAAAUUUCUGUGGAAAAAGCAGACAUUUUCGACAUUUUUAUCGGAACUCACAGUGUAAGAGGUAAAUGAGAUUUCUAAUAAUUUUAUGCUGUUAUUGCGAUAUUUUAAAUCGUUUAAACUGCGUUUUUUGAAAACCAAACGUUGCUUUGUGCGACAAAUCAUUGUUUGUCCAAAGAGUUAAAUAAAAUGCUGAAUGUAUAAUAAAACAGCUAUUGAAUUCAACCUUUGUGAUAUCCAGAAUUAUCAAGAUCUCGAAAAGUGUUAUCUGUCUGGGCUUCGACUUUGAUCAUUAACAAUUAUUCGCCGAAGGCAAGGUGAUUAUUGGGGAAUAUUCACCGAGACGAAGUCGAGAUGAAUAUUUAACAAUUAUUCGCCGAAGGCGAAGUGAUGACCGGUGAAUAUUCACUGAGACGAAGUCGAUGUGAAUAUUCACUGUAAUCACUGAGCCUGAGGCGAAUAAUUGUUUUAGUAUAAAUUUUUAAUGAUUAAAACAAAAUAUCCAAAUAAUAAUUCAACUAAAAUUCAGAAAUAAAACUGUUUUCGGCCUGUUCCCUAAUAGUGUUGCAGUGUUUCUUGUACGCACACGCUUUCAAAAUAGAUUCUUGUGUGACUUUAUUGCUUUAUUACAAAGUUGUUUUUCUCGAUUUCUGCUUAGAAUAUAAACACAAUAACGGAAGGACUUUUUCACCAGACUUAAAAAAUAGUCUUUUUAGCAUUAAUAUUUUCAGGAAAUGGCUGAGAAAUUUGUAAAAUGAAAUGUAAAACUAUAUCGUUCGAAAUAAAGUUUUAAUAACACUUUUCACUUUACAAGUUUCGAAAACACAAUACAGCGGUCAGAACAUCAUACAGCACAAUGAAAACAUGACAUAUCAAAAGAAAUAGUAUCGUACAAAUUGAGAAAUCUAUAGGAUACAAAACAAAAUGAAUUUAAAAGAAUAUGACAGCAAGGUUUUUCCCAACAGUCGGGAUAGUUUCUGCUAUUUUAUUAUUUGUUUGAAGUGAAUGUUUCGGAGUUUUAAAUAAGUUUUAAAUUGUACAUGAAUAUGUUUGGCACAGUAAAAUAAAGAAAUCCUACCUUUCAAGUUAAACACAACAAUUUGUGCUUUUUUCGUUUUCUGGGGACGAUUUUUUACCAAUAUUUCGUCGAUUUUGAAACCAAGUUUGCCGAAUCAUUCUUUUUGAAAAGCAUUAUUUACUAUUCAGGUGGUAAAUAAUGCGUCAACUAGCCAAUCAGAACGUGUGAAAGCUCAUUUGAUAUGCAAAACUUAUACUAAUCCCCGAUAAUCACCUUGCCUUCGGCGGAUAAUUGUUUUAGUACUUUUACACAAGUCUUUUUUGGGACUGAAUUUAUUUUAAUUUCGCUUAUUUAUUUAUAAGUAACUUCCUGACAAAACGGCUAGCCGUUAUUUUGCAAAUUUUGGUUUUGUUAUAUUUACAUGUUGGUGAAUAUAACAGCUUAACACGUCGAAUUUGACCAAUCAACUUGUAGGAUUUGCUAUAUUCACUUGUGCAAAAAUACUAAUUCUGGAUAUCACAAAAACCUCAUCCAUGACUGGUUAUAAAUAGUUUUUUGUCACUGUUCAAACAGGUUAGGUGUAAAAGCAACUAUAUACAUAUAAAGACAACAUACUUUAAUUAAUAAUUCAAGACCUAAAUUUAUGCUCUGUAAAAGUCUAUAACUAUAGUGCAUGUUAUCAGUGUUGCAACAAGUUACCCCAAGCAUGGCACGAGUCGAGUCAUUUCAGGGUCUGGUCAAGCUAGUCGAGUAGAAUCGAGUCAAUGUCUCCAGUCGAUUAAAUACCUGAACUCACAGGGAACAUGAUCAAGCCCACACUUUAUGUAAUCAAUUGGUUUGCUCUCUUGCUGUGGAAUCUGUGGAAUUAGUAAUUAAUCAAAGUCAUCUUAAUCAUUUGAGAUCAAUAUCUACUAGGCAACUAUGGGUUGUACCAAUGUGACAGUUCUACUUAAUAUUAAUUACAACCACGUAAGAUAAUGAGAUAUUUUAUCAUAUCUGCCGUACUGUCAAAUGUAUACAACUAUAGCAUAACUCGCAGCUGGAUUCAGAAAUCAAAUUAUCAACAUCCUGAACAAGUUGUAGGUGACUUUACUAGGAGUCGUUUACCACAGAAAUCAAUAGUCGAGUCCGAGUCGAAUUAAUUUGGGGCUGUUUACUCGAGUAGAGCUGUUUUGGCGUUGAGUCAAUUUGAGUUGCUGAAAAUAGCGAAUUGAGUCCGAGUCAAUGAACUCGACUUUAUACAACACUGUAGUGAAAAUAUUAAAAUUGGUGGAGAUGUAAAUGUCUGAAAAAUACAAGGAGAAAUUCGACGUUUCGAACGAUGGCCGUUAUAGUAGAGUCGAGAAGUUAGUAGAGUAGUACAACCAAUCGAAGUUUUGUUGUUAUUGGCAUCGUCAGAUUCUCCCAGGAAACCCAAUUGCCCUCGACAGUCGGACAAGUGUUAAUACCACUAAUGACUUUCUUCAUUGUUCUUGGCUGUAUUUAGGCACCCAAAUCAACAGUUGCCAAACGUUUUCAAUUAAAACCACCGACGCUUAUAAAUAAAAAUGUUGGUCCACCACUUCGUGUUCAAAACAAUAACUCAUUUGCUGGCAAUCUGGAUACCGGAAAUUCAAAAACGAAGGCAAAUUCAACGUCUGGUAAGCAUUAAUUUUUGUAUUUUAUCUACGUUUUAUGUAUUGUAUCAUGUUGUAUACGAUUGGAUUUGCCCCCGUUGACUGUUCGUGAAUUUGUUACGAAUGAAGGCAUUACUAGAUAUCAUGGACUAUCCCACGCAACCGCAUGAUCAAAACAAAAAUUGACCAGGCUUUGUUUUUUUUUUAAAUGCUAUUUCUGAAAGUUUUAUAAUAAAAAAAGGGUUGAAUAAUCCUUCGGUUUGAGUGCCAAAUCAAUUGCGAGUUCAUACAACAAUUUUACAUACACUAUAUGAUACGAAUAUCACUUGGCCAAAAACUAACUAUACGAAGCACUGUUUUUUAAUUUUUUUUAAAAACAUGCACUGUCAACUGUAAAACAUUUGCUAAAUUGUACUAAAAAUUUUAAUAAACGUUUAAAAAGUCGUUUAGAAACACUUUCGUGUUUCUACAAGAUUAAAGUGAUUAAACAGACUGAAAAUAUCACAGUUUCGUAGUAAAACUCCUUGUUCAUUUUUAGCAAAAGGGCAAAACUAAACACAAAAAACUCGUCCACCUGUUAGUGAACGGCAGAAUUCAAUUAGCUUCAACCUUAGAGGUUUUGUGUUUUCGUCGAUUUGAUCCUUCACAAUAUUCCUUGGCUGUCACAUGGCACUCAAAUAAAUCGAAAAAUUGGCAAAAUCAAAACGGUAAAAAACAACAUUGCCACUCGAUUUUGCUAGAUGAAAGCUCGUUCUGCGUCCGCGUACACUCUUUCACCAGUCAGCGGGAAAUUUCGCGAGUUACACGAGUGUUUUUUACAACUUGAAUUGCAUUUCACUAAUUAUUUUCAUCGGUAACCUAUCUUCAAAUUUUGACCACAAAUUUUAAUUUUAGUAAAUUUUGUAUAUUUCAAAUUUAAGAAAAUCUUUACAGUGCAAAUCUUGUAAUAAAAUUUUCGCUUUUAAAAAACUCGCACAUGCUCUAUUAAUAUAUAUGAAAUAAAAAAGAUAGGUCACCGACUUCAUGUUUCAGAUGAAGUUAAUUUUGUGGCUAAACCUUUGCCGUGUUGCCAUAACAACAGUGACAUUGCCAAUAUUUUAUGCACUGAUGUUAGAUAUUGCCUCCAAGUAGUAAAUAAUGCACAAUCUGCAUUAAUAGGGCAGAGAAGUCGACAAAUAGGGACAACUGUAGGGUGCCACCUUACGAUGUUUGUUUACCUGGGUUUACGGCUUAGAAUAUUCUGCAAAAUAUUUCAAUAAAUAGGGAAGAAUAACAAAAUUGUUAUUUGUGAUUGUCUUAUGUGAGUUAUGGUGUUGUCGUGUGAAGCAAUAUGUCUUUAACUGAUAAGGCAUACAAUAUAAAUCCUACAGUAAUCAUGGUAGUUAGUCUUACAGGAUUAGAGUCAAAUUUCCUACUGCAGACAAUAUGAAUAUUUCUUAUGGAACUGUUCCGCUGUAAUUUAGGUAUCGACUUUACUUGGUAGAUCAAUUAGGUGUUCAAUCAUUUCAAUAAUGAUAUAUAUUUAAUAUUUUAUAUAUUCAAUCAGUCUAAUUUUCCCAUUUGAUUUAGCCAUCAAACUUAAAAAGUGUGUUGUGAAAAUUUCUGCAAAAAUGUGAAUCUUAAAAUAUUUGUGGAAACUAGUAGGUUCCCAGGUUUCUAUACUUUUUCCACAUGUGGGGGCAGUAUUACUGACCUGAAGAUAUUUACCAGAUGGUCUUUCCGCCUGACUACCUGCCACGCGGGCUAAGGAAGGAUGGACUAUCAUAAGUAAAGCCAACGUUUGUUAUCAUUCUUGAAAUAGGAAAUGAAAAUGGUAAAAGAAUUCCUGGUUAUGCUUCAUUAACAAAAUCUGCUGCUCAGAAGAUCACUGGAAAAGAUAUGUUACCUAAGAGGUUGGUGUUAUAUAUACGAGGCAGUGUUUGUUUUACAGCCAGAAUUAAGUGGUGACUAAGAAUGCAUGGGUCUCGGAUCCAUCCACAAUAGACAAAUUUGGGUGACGUUGUUUUCAUCGUUGUUAUCCAAUUCACAACUUUAGAUAACUUACAUGCCUAGUUACUAUUGUUCUAGUUUACAGAAACAUGGAAUAGAGCAAAGGUAACUAAGCAUUAAAGAUUUAUUCACUCAUGUGGAGAAUUCUAAAUUCUUAGUUAUACCUUUGUGAAUUGGGUAUAAAAGUUAUCCAAAAAUUUGUCUGUCCUGGUUCCUCAGUGUUCCGAUUCCAUUUAGUACCUUGUUACUAUGUUAUUGUUAUCGUAUCAAACUUGUCUGUCCACUGGUGAACAUGAAUAAAACCAGACACAAUACUAUAUUGCGGUGCCGUGGAUGCGAAAAACAAGUGCACGACAAACGCGAAGGCAUAUUAUUUUGAAUAAAUAUCAAGACUUAAGACUUCGAACAAAGUAGCAGACGAACAAACUCACGCAAGGAAUAUAAAGCAAUACCGAACUUCGUUUAGGCAUCGCAAUCUCUGAAUCCAGGCUUUCUUGCGAUCCUACUUUUCCUACUUUUUCCUACUUUUCUUCAACUUUCCUACUUUUCCUAUUUUUUAUUAAAAAUUGCUUGAUUUUCCUACUUUUUCUCAUAAAAUCCUACAUUUUUAAGACCACUUGGGGGAAUCAGUAUGUUAUAGCUCUCGUAAUUAGAUCUAUAGGACUAAUUUUUAUUUCCUAUUUGUGACCCAGAUGAUAAGAUCUCAGGAGGAGAAGAAGUACAUUUUCCGAGUAUAAAAUUUCAUAGCAUCUCUAGAAUCAUAAUCAAUAAAUUAAUGAAGAUUCUGAAAGUGUCAUUUCCGAAGAUCUAGAUAUUCCAAAUAUUCAACUCCCCUCCCUCACAAUCAAAGCAUCAUAUAUACAGGGCCGUAGCAACCGGGGCAAUAAUUUGCUAAUAAUCAUUUUUUUCAAAAUCAUGCAGACCUUUAUCAUUUAAUCCAUGACAAACUGCAAAGAAUGAAGAUAUUAUCCAUACUUUCCUGCAACUUAUCCAAUAUAUAGUUAAUUAAAUACGCCUUCGCCCAUUCAGUACUACUAAAUUGUAAAUUUCGACAUACUAAGACGCUGUUUUCUGACCAUUAGAAUUCUGUCAAAUCUUCCCCAAAGUCCAGGAAAUGACAUUUCAGAGACUCUAAAUUUAAAAAUUUCCUCGGGCCUUCGGCCCUUGCUUUCAGCCCCCCUCUCCAAUCGAAAAGAGCUUCCUACGGCUCUGAUAUAUGUUCCUGCCGCAGUAUGGAUUGGUGCAUUGUGUAGCCCAAUACAUGCAUUUGAAUUGUGUUGCUGCAGAGCAGAUGCCUUAGCUUUUAUACCGAUGCUAUUUAAAAGUUUUGAGAGAAAAAAUCCUGCAUAGAUAAAUGAGUACAUAAAAAUAUGGAGCACCAAAAAUUGACACAACUUUGUAUAUUUUUGUGUUAUUUAUAUCUCCAAAAACUCCCACUUUUGUCCUACUUUUCUGCACAUUUUCCUACUUUAUUCCUACUUUUCCUAAAAUUCUAGUCCUACUUUUGUCCUAAUUUUCUACACAAGGAUGCCAGAAAGCCUGUGAUCAGAAACAAACGCUUUCUCAGAAACAUUCAUGACUUUUGAUGAUUUUUAUAUUUUCAUUGUUUCAAUUUCAGUUGUUAGAGAUUCCCUACUAAAGUAAUUUCAUGAAACCAAAUUUUGCCCCACUUUUAUUGCAUCAUUUUCAAGUUAUCACUCCCAAAUAUUCUCGAUAUCGUAUUUCAAGUUAUUGCGUCAUUGAUGUGCAUAUUCCCAGUACAGUCUCCGGGAUAAAUAGGUGAAUAGCAUCAAUGGACAAAAGUGCACAUUCAAAUAAAUUAUAAUCAUCUAUAUAGGGGAAACUCUAAUCCUAAUCUAAUCUUAAUCUGACCAUAAUCUAAUCUUAAUCUGACACUAAUCUAAACUUGAUGACCUUUUUUCAUUAAACUUGAACUUUUGCCAUUACUACUGUAAGUGCACUUGAGCAAACAUUUUGCAAACUGUUCCGCUGUAAUUUAGGUGUCAAGUUAGAAGAUUAAUUAGGUAUUCAUUAUUCAAUCAUUCCAAUAAUAAGGUAUUUAAUAAUUUAGAUAUUCAAUCAGUCUAUUUUUCAGAAUUAGCAGGCCUUAAAAUAUCGGUCGGUCACGGACAUUGUCCGACCCAUUCAUCAAAUUGUCCGACGUAGGGAGGAAACCACCGGACAUUCUGUCCGACCUAAGUGAGACUGAAGUUUAUUGUUUGUCCGAUCUGAGUGAAUUGGUGUUCGACCCAGAACCGAUAAUGUUGCGGGGUGACGAGUGGAAUGGUGAGGUGGAAACGGGCUUUUACAACUUCGGUAACUUAAAAGUCGUACUGCUAUCAUUGGCAAGCAAGUUAAUUUUGGCUUGGAAAUAAGUAUGAAUGACACAAAUUAUUUAAUAUCUUUACAACAUUUAGUUCAGAAUGAAUACAUUAUGCUGAUAUGAAUUUGCGUCAUUCAGACUUAUUUCCGAGACAAACUGAACUGAAGGUCAUCGGACAUAUGUCCGACCCAAACUCAAAGUCAUCGGACAUUUUGUUAGACGGCCCUGUAAAAGAUAUUUUAAGGCCUGGAAUUAGCGAUCAAACAUAAAAAAAUGUCUAUAAAAGUUUCUGCAAAAAUGUAGAUCCUAAAAAAUUCUGGGUCAUCAUCUAUACCUAUACUAUCCAGGCUCGUGAUUGGUUGAUUAUAACAAUGAAAGACAAUAGAACUAUAGAAAUCAUCUUUCUAAAGAACGAGUCACAAACAAUGAUAAUUUUUGUUUCUGAAAGCCAAUCACAAAACAUGAUCAUUUUAGGUAGGUCUUUAUCCGAAAUCCUGGGAACUAGCUUUUCAGGUUCAGAUACUUUUCCAUUUCUGUAUAACUGCCAUUCUUAUUAAGUGCCUCAAUAAAAAUCAUGGCAAAACUGUGUUUCGUAAACAAUUAAAAGUGCCUGCCAUUUAUUGAGGACAUUCAAUAUUAAACUCAGCUUAAUGGAACAAAACAAACUCAAAAAAAAACAUUGUGAUAUGCAAGACAAUGGGGGACAAUUCCCCUUCCUGGUAAUUAACGUCUGUUAAAUGAUAGCUGAAUAAUUCUAUAACAAAGCUGUAUACAGAUUGGUACUGGUGUAAUUCUCUAAUGUUUAUUUUCGGAUUUUGUUUUGUCACAUAUCUCUACAAGUAUAUAACUUUUCAUUCUUCUUUCCAAAGGUGUCACUCCAAGGAAAAUACACUCCCUCAACCGAAGCGACGUCGUCUCCCGCGAUCAGUAUCGUCCAGCAGUCUUAUAUCAGAUGAACAGUCAAAAAAACGACAUAAAAACCACGUGACCGGACUCAAACGUGCCGUCAGUGUAAUGCAUAUGAGAAAAUAGGAAGGUUAACAUAAAUAUUGUAUAUAAUAGUGCAGCAUUAAAUUUAGUGUGAAUUCUCCUAAUAUAGAAAUAUACGAAAUGUAGCUAGAAAAAAGUCAUUAAGAUUUUGUCUUGAAUCGCUAUUUUUGUGCCUUGUCAUAUUCGACAGAAUUAU